AAUCAACCUAAAAAGAAGGUCAUAACUUGGGAUGUCUAUGAAGGUGAUAUGAAAGAGAUUAAGAAAGUAUUAGAAUAUCUUGUUACAGUAGUAAAAAAUCCAUCUCGUGAAAAUACUUCUUUGAAUGAGCAAGAUCCCAUUGAAAAUGCUUCUAACAAUCAACCAGAUAUCGAAAAUGUUAGUGAGCCUAUGGUAUUUAAUAUUCUUCGGAAACCAGCUAGCGAUGUAGUGACUAUAAAGUGCCGAAUCAAUAAAUUAAGUAUCCCUAGUGUUGUCCUUGAUAGCGGUGCAAAUUGUUCUAUAAUGUCAUUACAUAUUGCUAAAAAAUUGGGACUUGAUAUAGAUACAACUAGAGCUACUUCUAUAGAAGGUGUUGCUACUGAAUCAGAUACUAUUGGGUGGGUAUACAAUAUUCCCGUAAGUGUUGGCUUCUUUACUUUAUUGAAUGAUUUUAUCAUUGUUGAUGAUAAUAAACCUGCACUACUUCUUGGUACACCUUGGCUUGAUAGAGCUCAGGCAAUGAUAGAUUUCCAGAGUCGAAUUCUUUAUAUAAGAAACUCUAAUGAUUUGCUUUUCAAUGUGCCUAUCUCUGUUCAUAAGUCAAAAGAUAAAAAAAAAUAG
Entrophospora candida is the source of this 621-nucleotide messenger RNA. The record is from the annotation of a GenBank genome assembly. Lineage: Eukaryota; Fungi; Glomeromycota; Glomeromycetes; Entrophosporales; Entrophosporaceae.